AUGGAGUUGGACUUAACACCGAAGACAGCAGAAGCAAUGUUUGAGGGAGAUGGUGGGGGUUACUACAGUUGGUCAACUUCUCAAAUGCCUCUCCUGGCUAAGGCCAAUGUGUUUGCUGGUCGGUUUCGGCUUCAUCCCCAGGGCUUCGCUCUUCCUCAUUAUGCAGAUUCAACCAAAGUAGGUUUUGUCAUUGAAGGGACGAACGGGAUAGUUGGGAUGAUACUUCCUAAUUCUGGAAAAGAAGUGGUUUUGAAGCUCAAGAAAGGAGACGUGAUACCUGUUCCUAUUGGAACUAUAUCAUGGUGGUUCAACGAUGGAGACUCAGAUCUUAUCAUUACUUUUCUUGGUGAAACUUCAAAGGCUCUUAUUCCUGGCGAAAUAAGCUAUUUCUUUCUAACUGGGGCUCAAGGACUCAUUGGAGGUUUCUCCACUGAACUUACAAGUAAAGUAUAUCAUUUGAACAAAGAUGAGGUGAACAAGUUCACAAAAAGUCAAACUGGGGCUUUAAUAAUCAAGCUAGAAAAAGAUCAACCCAUCAUGCCUAAACCUCAUAUGAACCUCACUGAAAAGCUGGUCUAUAAUAUAGAUGUUGCACGUCCUGACAAUAAGGUUGAAAAUGGUGGAUUAGUCACAACAUUAACGGAGGCAAAUUUUGCUUUUAUUGGGAAUGUUGGAUUAAGUGUAAUCAAGGUAAAACUUCAACCUCAUGCUAUUAAGGCACCCUCAUACUCAGCCAGCCCUGCGGUUCAGUUAAUUUACAUUGCUAGAGGAGGUGGCAAGAUUGAAAUUGUGGGCCUGAAUGGAAAAUCUGUAUUGGACACUCAAGUUAAGGCUGGUCAUUUACUUGUUGUGCCACAGUUCUUUGUAGUUGCUGAAAUUGCAGGUGAAGAAGGAAUGGAGAGCUAUUCUAUCCUAACAACUACAAGGCCUUUGCUUGAAGAGUUGGCGGGCAAUGCAUCCGUUUGGAGUGCCAUAUCACCUUCAGUGCAAGAAGUGGCUCUUAAUGUGGAUUCUGAAUUUCAAAAGCUUUUCAUAUCCAAGGUCAAGGAGACCACAAAUCUCAUCUCCCGUACUACUAAUUAGUUUGAGUUGUUUAUGUACGUGUGUGUGUUUUAAACAAUAAUGGAAGCACAAAGUUU
Gastrolobium bilobum is the source of this 1139-nucleotide messenger RNA. Its product is annotated as legumin J-like. The transcript is spliced from 3 exons. NCBI's taxonomy places the organism in Eukaryota, Viridiplantae, Streptophyta, Magnoliopsida, Fabales, Fabaceae. Gene Ontology annotation, molecular function: nutrient reservoir activity. The record is from RefSeq and is a predicted model, not a curated record. Bases 1 to 1083 code for a protein of 360 amino acids.